Acytostelium subglobosum LB1 is the source of this 708-nucleotide messenger RNA. RefSeq lists its product as hypothetical. The coding region runs from base 1 to 708 and encodes 235 amino acids. The record is from RefSeq and is a predicted model, not a curated record. The transcript has 2 exons. Lineage: Eukaryota; Evosea; Eumycetozoa; Acytosteliales; Acytosteliaceae. Gene Ontology annotation, molecular function: GDP binding; GTP binding; GTPase activity. Gene Ontology annotation, biological process: Ras protein signal transduction. Gene Ontology annotation, cellular component: plasma membrane.
AUGUCUGACGGUGCUGCUUCAUCUCCCGCCAAGUCCAAGACUGCCGGCGCUCACAGCAACAAUCUUAAGAUAUGUGUUCUUGGUGAUGGUGGUGUAGGAAAGACUUCCCUCACUAUUCAACUGUGCUCCAACCACUUUGUAGAGUACUACGACCCAACUAUCGAGGACAGCUAUAGAAAGCAAGUGGUCAUCGAUGAGGAGGCUUGCAUUCUGGACAUUUUGGAUACCGCUGGCCAAGAAGAGCUCACCGCCAUGCGUGACCAAUGGAUCCGUUCAUGCGAGGGUUUCAUCAUUGUCUACAACAUAACGAGCAGAUCGUCGUUCGAUCAGGUCACCCUGUUCAAGGAGCAGGUGUCCCGUGUGCUCGACAAGGAGUCCGUGCCAAUUAUGCUGGUCGGAAACAAGUGCGACCUGGAGCAUCUGCGUGAGGUCACUCUGGAGGAGGGCAAGGACCUGGCCAAGUGUCUGGGCAUGCUCCAUCUGGAAGCUUCCGCCCGCACCCGUCACAACGUCGAGGAGUCCUUCUAUGAGCUGGUCCGCGAGAUGCGUCGUCGCGAGCGUGGCGCCAAGGCCGCCGGCAACAAGGACGAUGGCCACAAGAAGAGCAAGUUCAAGUCGAUGAUGUCCAGCUCCUCCAAGAAGCUGAACAACUUCAAGACCAAGACGAUGACCAAGGUCGAGAAUAUCUCCUUCUGCAAGACCAUGUAA